Molecule: messenger RNA, 2170 nt
Organism: Dicentrarchus labrax (European seabass)
Lineage: Eukaryota; Metazoa; Chordata; Actinopteri; Moronidae
Product: coagulation factor VII
Exons: 11
Coding region: 341-1837 (498 amino acids)
Biological process (GO): blood coagulation; proteolysis
Cellular component (GO): extracellular region
Molecular function (GO): serine-type endopeptidase activity; calcium ion binding
Source: RefSeq, a predicted model, not a curated record
AGACGCCAAAUGUCUGUCCUCACAGGAGACGACAGGAGAAAACAAUAAAGAACAGGAGACGACAGUAAACAACAGGAGAUGACAGUAAACAACAGGAGAUGACAGGAGACAACAGAAGACAACAAUAAACAACAGGAGACGACAGUAGACAACAGGAGAUGACAGGAGACAACAGUAAACAACAAGAGACAACAGUAAACAACGGGAGACAACCGUAAACAAGGGGGAUAACAGUAAACAAUCAAAGACAACAGUAAACAACAGGAGACAACAAUAAAAAACGGUAAACAACGGAAGACGACACCAGAGAGGACAACUUCCUGUCUGCCCACAGACAGACAUGCUGCCGUCCACAGGUGUGACGUGGACUCUCUGCUCUCUGCUUGUUGGCUCUGCACUGGUUGAAUGUACAGUGUUCCUGGAUGCGUCGGCGGCAGGUCAGAUCCUCCGCUCCUCCUCCAGGAGGCGUCGGGCCAAUUCCCACUUCCUGGAGGAGAUGCUACCAGGAGACCUGGAAAGGGAGUGCUAUGAGGAGAACUGCUCGCAGGAGGAGGCUGCAGAGAUCUUCCAGACCAAAGAGAAGACGCUGGAGUUCUGGUAUAAAUACACAAAUUUUAAUCCUUGUCGGACCAACCCCUGUCUGAACGGAGGGAUGUGUACUGAGGACCGAGGAGACUUCAUGUGCCUCUGUCCUCCUCAGUACCAUGGCAAGACCUGCGACUCAGUGGUGUUGGCAUGUCUCUAUAGAAACGGCGGCUGUAUGCAGUACUGCAGAGACCUGUUGGGUGGAGCCGGAGUUCAGUGUGGCUGCGCUGAUGGAUUCAAACUGGACCCUGACGGAUACAGCUGCUCCCAGACCGAGUCAUUCCCCUGCGGCCGUCAGCACAGCGUCUUGUCGUACCACAGUCACUCUCUGUGGAGUCGUUCUGAGCUUGUCAACACCACUGUAGAGACGGAUGCCAUGUUGGAUGACAACAGCACAGAUAGCUGGGAGUCUACAGAGACCAUGGAGGAGCUGAUGACAGUGAACGCAACGUCUGAAGGCAGCGAAGGGAACAGGACAGAGCAGAGGGGGGAGGAUCGGGGACAAGAGGAGGGGAAGACUCGUAUUGUGGGCGGAGUCCUGGAGAGACGAGGAGGGAGCCCCUGGCAGGUUCUGGUCCACAGGUCUGAUGGUUACGGGUUCUGUGGUGGGACUCUGGUCUCUGAUCGCUGGGUGGUCUCUGCCGCUCACUGCUGCGAGGAGACUGCAGACCACGUUACUAUAGGAGACCUUGAUAAACAGCGUCCUGAUCCAGGUGAGCAGCUCAUAAAGGUUCAGAAGGUCUUCAUUCAUCCUCACUUCCACUCCUUCACCUUCGACAGCGACAUUGCUCUGCUCUACCUCGCCCGGCCUGUCGUCAGGGGCCCCACCGCUGUCCCCGCCUGCCUCCCUGACCCCCACCUCUCCAAAUACCUGCUGCAGGUGGGGAACCGGGGCGUGGUGACGGGCUGGGGAGUCACUCACUACCUGGGCAAGUCUUCCCGCUUCCUCAGGAAGGUGACGCUCCCAGUGGUCAGCUACAAAGACUGCACUGCUUCCACUGAACAGGUGAUCACAGACAACAUGUUCUGUGCAGGCUACCUGGACGUCAGCGUGGACGCCUGCAGCGGAGACAGCGGAGGGCCGUUUGUGGUGAACUACAGAGGAACCUGGUUCCUGAGCGGGGUUGUCAGCUGGGGGGAGAAAUGUGCUGCGAAGGGGAAGUACGGAGUCUAUACCCACCUGGGGAACUUCCUGAACUGGAUCAGAAACACCAUGGAGAGACUGGACAUCAACAGUACCGAGAGCCACUGAGCGACUGAUCGAUUAAUGGACUCAUUGAUGAAUGGACUGAUUGAUUAAUUAACUUAUUGAUUAAUGGACUAUGGUGUCAGAUGUACUUGUAUUCACUGUUUGAUGAUCUUGUAUAAACUCUUCAUAUGUUUGUGUGUAAAAAUAUUGAUUUUGUGGAGUUACAAGUACAACAUAGAAGUAAAUGUACUAAGUUACUUGUCGAGUACUGAGUAGGUGUUACAGCACAGCUCUGUCAGACUGUCCUGAUCGAUCAUCAGUUCAAGCUGUUUGAUAUUUUAUUACUAACGUCAGUAAAUGGAUGAGAUCAAUGAUUCCUAUAAACAGAAAAUUUGA